Messenger RNA from Telopea speciosissima, 2298 nucleotides. RefSeq names its product probable apyrase 6. The record is from RefSeq and is a predicted model, not a curated record. Gene Ontology annotation, molecular function: nucleoside diphosphate phosphatase activity. Lineage: Eukaryota; Viridiplantae; Streptophyta; Magnoliopsida; Proteales; Proteaceae. Gene Ontology annotation, cellular component: membrane. Gene Ontology annotation, biological process: nucleoside diphosphate catabolic process. Bases 182 to 1825 code for a protein of 547 amino acids. The transcript has 8 exons.
CUGAUUAUUGCUGUGCAGAGUGGCGAGAAGAGGGAGAGGGAUGGUGAGACAUUGACGGCCCUCUCCAUCUUCAGUUGCUGGUCUCUGCAACUGCGUAUAGGUUUUCAGAUAUUAAUUAGUUACAUGAUUACAUCCUUCUCUUUGCUCUCUCUUUAUUGAAUUGGAGAUAACUGGAGUUUUGAUGCGAAGAUCGAAUGCUCGAAUUCCGGCAGUCGAUUCUGGAACUAAGAUGGAUUCGUUAAUGCCACAGUUUCGCCCCAACGCUGCUCGAUCCAACUUCAUCUCUCGAAUUUAUCCAGCGAAUAUAAAGCGUACUAUAGGAAAUCUCUGGAUCUUCAUCGUUCUGGCUGCAAUUCUCGCUGCGUUUUGUUAUCUGUUCGUUGUCAAGGGAUCUCGUAAUUCUUUGUUUCAAAAGAAGAAAUUUGGUAUUGUUAUAGACGGUGGAAGCACGGGCACUCGAAUUCACGUGUUCAAGUUCUUGAUCAAUGAGAAGGGAGUGCCACUUUACGACUUUGGAAAGGAAGGAUUGUCGUCGUUGAGGGUUAAUCCAGGUUUAUCAUCAUUCUCGGCAGAUCCGCACAGUUCCGGUGACUCUCUGUUGGAGCUUAUAGAGUUCGCCAAGGGGAGAAUUCCGAAGGAUUAUUGGGGAGUUACCGAAAUUAGGCUUAUGGCGACGGCUGGUCUGCGUAGGCUUGACGUGAAUGUUCAGGAACGAAUAUUGGAGUCAUGCAGGAGCGUUCUUAGUUCUUCAGGCUUCAAGUUUCAGAAUGACUGGGCUUCUGUCAUCACAGGCUCAGAUGAAGGUAUAUACGCUUGGAUUGCUGCAAACUACGCUCUUGGCUCUCUUGGAAGUGAUCCUCAGCAAACAAUUGGGAUAAUUGAACUUGGUGGGGCAUCUGCUCAGGUUACAUUUGUUUCAAAUGAGGUGCUGCCUCCUGAGCUCUCACACACGCUUACAUUUGGAAAGUUCAAGUACAAUCUCUACAGUCACAGCUUGCUUGAUUUUGGUCAGAAUGUUGCAUAUGAUGCAUUAAAGGAAAUGCUAACUUCAAGAGAUCAUAAGCUGUCUGUAGAAUUUUCUUGGAAAGGAAUAUCUCUAGAUCCCUGUACUCCUAGGGGGUAUUCACAUAGCAUGGAGUCAUCGAACCUUUACCCCGGUGCUCUGGAUAGGAAGAACAAAUACCUCCGUACUCUUCAUGCUAAGGGAAACUUCUCAGAGUGUAGAUCUGCUGCAUUAAUGUUAUUACAGAAUGGAAAAGAGAAAUGCUCCCACCAGCAUUGCAACCUUGGGUCAAUCUUCAUACCACCUCUUCAGGGAAAGUUUUUGGCCACUGAAAAUUUCUUCUACACAUCAAAGUUCUUUGGGUUGGCCCCGAGGGCUUAUCUUUCUGAUCUGAUGUUGGCUGGAGAACGAUUCUGUGGAGAAGAUUGGUCAAAGCUGAAAAACAAGUACAAUACUCUUGAGGAGGAGGAUUUACAGCGGUAUUGCUUCUCAUCAGCAUAUAUUGUGGCCCUACUACAUGACAGUCUUGGAAUUGCUUUGGAUGAUAAUAGGAUUAAUUUUGCAAAUAAAGUUGGAGACAUCCCCCUCGAUUGGGCAUUAGGAGCAUUCAUCUUGCAUAAUACAGACGACUCAGGUGUGGGACAAAAUGAUUGGAUUGCCACCAUUAUUGUUGAGGACUCAUCCACUUUACUGUCUCUCAUUGUUGUUGCUGCUAUAUUGAUUGUUACGGUUUGGUUCGUUUCAAAAUGGAGGAAACCGCAAUUGAAGACAAUAUAUGAUCUUGAGAAAGGGCGUUACAUUGUUACACGUGUCAAUAGAUGAUAGCUUCUUGAGAGAGAUCAGCACACCCCAUUUGUGGGUUUUGUAAAUGGGGAGGAAGAUAGCUUGUAGUAUUGGAGCUUAUUAAUUAUGUAUCUUUCCCCUAUUUUUGGUUGCCCAAAGCAACCCUCUAGAAACAUCGGAAUCCAUGGAGCAGCUUGGGUCUUAGGUUAUUAUGUUCUCAUACCAUAGAGACCGAGGGUUGGGGUUGUAAGUGUAAAGGAAUAGUUUCCCAGUAUAAAUACCAGUAGCAGUCUGCAGGUGGAACACAACAUUUGACUUUUUAGGGAGGGAGUAGUAGGAAGGAACCAAGAGGAUUCUUCCCAGAGGACUGGUCACAAUGGUCAAUUAUGGAUCCUGUUCAGCGAUUAUUUUAUUACACCCUGAUGGGGCUGUAAACUUGUGGGAACUUUCACUGUAAAAUAGAUUGCACGAUGGUGGAUUUAUCAGGCACUAUUAACAAGGUUUUCGAACAA